CUCCUCGGCCACACAAAGGCCCGUCUCCAUGGCAGCCGCGCGGGCCGGAGCGCAGCGCGGAUCGCGGCCCGGGCGCCAUCGAGCCUCGGCGGCGGACGUGCAGAGAAUCUUGAUGCUGGCGCAGGGCGGAGACUGAGCUGGACUCCUGGAGGCUGGGGAGCGGGGGGCCAUGGCUCUGCAGCUCUGGGCGCUGACCCUCCUGGGCCUGGGGGUCACGGGUGCAGGACUGCGGCCCCGAAAGCUGGACAUGUUCCGCAGCGAGACGGAGCUGAACCACCUGGUGGUGGACGAGGCGUCGGGCGUGGUAUACCUGGGGGCGGUGAACGCGCUCUACCAGCUGAGCGCCGAGCUGCAGCUGGAGCAGCAGGCGGCCACCGGCCCGGCCCUGGACAACAAGAAGUGCACGCCGCCCAUUGAGCCGAGCCAGUGCCAUGAGGCUGUGCAGACGGACAACGUCAACCAGCUCCUGCUGCUGGACCCUCCUGGGAAGCGCCUGGUCGAGUGCGGCAGCCUCUUCAAGGGCAUCUGUGCCCUGCGUGCGCUCAACAAUAUCUCCACGCUGCUCUUCUACGAGGACGGUAGUGGCGAGAAGUCUUUCGUGGCCAGCAACGACGAGAGUGUGAGCACGGUGGGGCUGGUGAGCGCCACAAGCCCUGGCGGCGAGCGUGUUCUGUUCGUGGGCAAAGGCAACGGGCCGCACGACAACGGCAUCAUCGUGAGCACGCGCCUGCUGGACCGGACCGAGGGCAGGGAGGCCUUCGAGGCCUACACGGACCACGCCACCUACAAGGCCGGGUACCUGUCCGCCAACACGCAGCAGUUUGUGGCCGCCUUUGAGGACGGCCUCUACGUCUUCUUCGUCUUCAACCAGCAGGACAAGCACCCGCCGCGGAACCGCACGCUCCUGGCUCGCAUGUGCAAGCAGGACCCCUUCUACUACUCCUACCUGGAGCUGGACCUGCAGUGCCGCGACCCCAGCGACCCCCAGGCACUCCGCUUCAGCACGUGCCUGGCGGCCUCCGUGGCUGGGCCGGGUGCCGGCAGGGUGCUGUACGCCGUGUUCAGCAGGGAUGGCCGGAGCGCCGGGGGCCCCCGCGCAGGCCUCUGUCUGUUCCCGCUCGACGAGGUCCACGCCAAGAUGGAGGCCAACCGCAACGCCUGCUACACCGGCUCCCGGGAGGCGGGCCGAGACACCUUCUACAAGCCCUUCCACGGCGAAAUCCAGUGUGGCGGCCACGGAACGGGCGCCAGCGAGAGCUUCCCGUGCGGCUCGGAGCACCUGCCCUACCCGCUGGGCAGCAGAGACGGACUCACAGCCACGGCCGUGCUGCAGCGCGGCGGCCUGAACCUGACAGCCGUGGUGGUGACCACCGAGAACGGCCACACGGUCGCCUUCCUGGGCACCUCCGACGGCCGGGUCCUCAAGGUGUACCUUGCCCCGGACGGCACCUCCGCGGAGUACGGCUCCAUCCUCGUGGAGAUCAACAAGAGAAUCAAGCGGGACCUGGCACUGUCUGCCAACCUGACCAGUCUCUACGCCAUGACCCAGGACAAGGUGUUCCGGCUGCCGGUCCAGGAGUGUCACAUCUACCCAAGCUGCCAGCAGUGCCGCAGCUCACAGGACCCCUACUGCGGCUGGUGCGUUGUCGAGGGACGAUGCACCAGGAGGGUUGAGUGCCCUCGGGCAGAGGAGAGCGGCCACUGGCUGUGGAGCCGUGACGAGGCCUGUGUGGCUGUCACCGGAGCGCAGCCCCAGAACAUGAGCCGACGGGCGCAGGGCGAGGUGCAGCUGACCGUCAGCCCCCUCCCAGCCCUGAGCGAGGAGGACGAGCUGCUGUGCCUCUUCGGGAAUUCGCCGGCACACGCUGCCCGCGUGGAAGGGGACGUGGUCAUCUGCAACUCCCCGCACACCAUUCCUCGCACACCGGCCGGCCAAGACCACGUGGCCGUGAGCAUCCAGCUGCGCUUCAGACGCAACAACACCUUCCUCACGUCCCACCAGUACCCAUUCUACGACUGUCGGGAGGCCAUGAGCCUGGCAGAGAACCUGCCGUGCAUCUCCUGCACAAGCAACCGCUGGACCUGCCAGUGGGACCUGCGCUACCACGAGUGUCGGGAGGCCUCCCCCAACCCCGAGGACGGCAUCGUCCGCGCCCACAUGGAGGACAACUGCCCCCAGUUCCUGAACCCCAGCCCCCUGGUCAUCCCCAUGAACCACGAGACAGAUGUGACCUUCCAGGGCAAGAACCUGGAGACGGUGAAGGGUUCCUCUCUGCACGUGGGCAGUGACCUGCUCAAGUUUGAGGAGCCGGUGAGCGCCCAGGAACCAGGAACCUUCUUCUUUCGGACCCCAAAGCUCUCCCACGACGCCAACGAGACCCUGCCUUUGCACCUGUACGUCAAGUCCUACGGCAAGAACGUUGACAGCAAGCUCCAAGUCACCCUGUACAACUGCUCCUUCGGCCGGAGCGACUGCAGCCUGUGCCUGGCGGCCGACCCAGCGUACAAGUGCGUGUGGUGCGCCGGGCAGGGCAGGUGCGUGUACGAGGCUCUGUGCAGCAACACCACCUCCGAGUGUCCACCGCCCGUCAUCACCAGGAUCCAUCCUGAGACGGGCCCACUGGGCGGGGGCAUUCGAAUCACGAUCUUGGGGUCCAAUUUGGGGGUCACCGCGGAUGACGUCAAGAGGGUCACCGUGGCAGGCCAGAACUGCGCCUUUGAGCCAGAGCGCUACUCCGUGUCCACCCGGAUCGUGUGUGCCAUUGAGGCUGCGGCGGGGCCCAUCACCAGGGGCGUCACGGUGGACGUCAACGGGAAGCUGGGUCACUCACCACCCCAUGUCCAGUUCACCUACCAGCAGCCCCAGCCCCUCAGCGUGGACCCAAAACAGGGGCCACAGGCCGGAGGCACCACACUGACCAUCAGCGGCACCCAUCUGGACACGGGCUCUGAGGAGGACGUGCGGGUGACCCUCAACGACGUCCCCUGUAAAGUGACGCAGUUUGGGGCACAGCUGCAGUGUGUCACCGGCCCACAGUCCGUGCUGGGGGAGCUGCCCCUGGAGAUUUACUACGGGGGCUCCCGGGUGCCCAGCCCCGGCGUCCUCUUCACCUACCGCGAGAACCCAGUGCUACGGGCCUUCGAACCACUGCGAAGCUUCGUCAGUGGUGGCCGUAGCAUCAACGUCACGGGCCAGGGCUUCAGCCUCAUCCAGAGAUUCGCUAUGGUGGUCAUAGCCGAGCCCCUGCAGUCCUGGCGGCAGCGGCGGGAGGCCGGGCUCCUGCAGCCCACGACGGUCGUGGGCACGGAGUACGUGUUCUACAACGACUCCAAGGUCGUGUUCUCGUCCCCGGCGGUCCCCGAGGAGCCCGAGGCCUACAACCUCACGGCCCUCAUCCAGAUGGACGGGCACCGUGCCCUGCUCAGGACUGAGGCCGGGGCCUUUGAGUACGUGGCCGACCCCACCUUUGAGAACUUCACGGGGGGCGUCAAGAAGCAGGUCAACAAGCUCAUCCAUGCCCGGGCCGCGUGCUCCCCCCAGGGCACAAACCUCAACAAGGCAAUGACGCUUCACGAGGCCGAGGCCUUUGUUGGUGCCGAACGGUGCAUCAUGAAGACGCUGACAGAGACGGAUCUGUACUGCGAGCCUCCCGAGGUGCAGCCUCCCCCGAAGCGGCGGCAGAAGAGGGACACGACGCAUAACCUGCCUGAGUUCAUCGUGAAAUUCGGGUCUCGGGAGUGGGUCCUGGGCCGUGUGGAGUAUGACACGAGGGCGAGCGACGUGCCACUCAGCCUCAUCCUGCCACUGGUCAUCGUGCCCAUGGUGGUGGUCAUUGCCGUGUCUGUCUACUGCUACUGGAGGAAGAGCCAACAGGCGGAGCGCGAAUACGAGAAGAUCAAGUCCCAGCUGGAGGGCCUGGAGGAGAGCGUGCGGGACCGCUGCAAGAAGGAGUUCACAGACCUGAUGAUCGAGAUGGAGGACCAGACCAACGAUGUGCACGAGGCGGGCAUCCCGGUGCUGGACUACAAGACCUACACCGACCGCGUCUUCUUCCUGCCCUCGAAGGACGGCGACAAGGACGUGAUGAUCACGGGCCGACUGGACAUCCCCGAGUCGCGGCGGUCUGUGGUAGAGCAGGCCCUGUACCAGUUCUCCAACCUGCUCAACAGCAAGUCUUUUCUGGUCACUUUUAUCCACACCCUGGAGAGCCAGCGCGAGUUCUCCGCCCGCGCCAAGGUCUACUUCGCGUCCCUGCUGACAGUGGCGCUGCACGGGAAGCUGGAGUACUACACGGACAUCAUGCGCACGCUCUUCCUAGAGCUCAUGGAGCAGUACGUGGUGGCCAAGAACCCCAAGCUGAUGCUGCGCAGGUCCGAGACGGUGGUAGAGAGGAUGUUGUCCAACUGGAUGUCCAUCUGCCUGUACCAGUACCUCAAGGACAGCGCCGGCGAGCCCCUGUACAAGCUAUUCAAGGCCAUCAAGCAUCAGGUGGAGAAGGGGCCCGUCGAUGCCGUGCAGAAGAAGGCCAAGUACACGCUCAACGAUACGGGGCUGCUGGGCGAUGAUGUGGAGUACGCACCCCUGACAGUGAGCGUGAUCGUCCAAGACGAAGGCGCAGAUGCCAUCCCAGUCAAGGUCCUCAACUGUGACACCAUCUCCCAGGUCAAGGAGAAGAUCAUCGACCAGGUGUACCGCACGCAGCCGUGCUCCCGCUGGCCAAAGGCUGACAGUGUGGUCCUCGAGUGGCGUCCAGGCUCCACGGCCCAGAUCCUGUCAGACCUGGACCUGACCUCCCAGCGGGAGGGCCGGUGGAAGCGCAUCAACACCCUGAUGCACUACAACGUCCGGGACGGAGCCACGCUCAUCCUGUCCACGGUGGGAGUGUCACAGCAGCCGGAGGACAGCCAGCCGGACCUGCCCGGGGAGCGCCACGCCCUCCUGGAGGAGGAGAACCGCGUGUGGCACCUGGUGCGGCUGGCGGACGAGGUGGAUGAGGGCAAGUCCAAGCGGGGCAGCGUGAAGGAGAAGGAGCGUACCAAGGCCAUCACCGAGAUCUACCUGACGCGUCUGCUGUCCGUCAAGGGCACACUGCAGCAGUUCGUGGACAACUUCUUCCAGAGCGUCCUGGCACCCGGACACGCGGUGCCACCAGCCGUCAAGUAUUUCUUCGACUUCCUGGACGAGCAGGCGGAGAAGCACGACAUCAAGGACGAGGACACCAUCCACAUCUGGAAGACCAACAGUUUACCACUCCGGUUCUGGGUGAACAUUCUCAAGAACCCGCACUUCAUCUUCGACGUGCACGUUCACGAGGUGGUGGACUCCUCCCUGUCGGUCAUUGCGCAGACCUUCAUGGACGCCUGUACGCGCACCGAGCACAAGCUGAGCCGCGACUCCCCCAGCAACAAGCUGCUCUACGCCAAGGAGAUCUCCACCUAUAAGAAGAUGGUAGAGGAUUAUUACAAGGGAAUCCGACAGAUGGUGCAGGUCAGCGACCAGGACAUGAACACACACUUGGCAGAGAUUUCGCGGGCGCACACAGACUCCCUGAACACCCUUGUGGCCCUGCACCAGCUCUACCAGUACACGCAGAAGUACUACGACGAGAUCAUCAAUGCCCUGGAGGAGGAUCCCGCCGCGCAGAAGAUGCAGCUGGCCUUUCGCCUCCAGCAGAUCGCGGCUGCGCUGGAGAACAAAGUCACAGACCUCUGACCUCCAACUUCUGCCACCACGGUCUCUGGGCACAGGUGCGUGAUGCCCCGUGUCAGUCACGGGGCGGCCCCUGAAGACGAGGCCAAGUGGCGAGGCCCUUACCUUUCACCAGCAGAGCAAGAGCCCCGGGGCAUGUGGAAGACGCCCCCGGGGGAGCCCUUGUCUCGGUGUCUGGUGUGUGUAGCAUCUUUCUCAGCAAUACUGCCGGGCGCCCGCCAGCACCAGCCCCUCCUGCAGAACCAGCACCAGGUGUUCUGUCACACCAAGUGAUUCGCAAACGUGCCUUAUGCCCUGGAGCCGUGCUGGGUCGUUGGGGGCAGUUGGGCCUCCACUCCCCCUCCCUGAGCACCAGCAGCCGCCUCGCAUCCUGGGUUUGGCCUCUCUGGGUGAGGUCUGAGUGCCUGUGGCCCCCAGGGCCCGGCACCCAGAUUGUGUCUGUCUGUCCCACUGGGACGGAAGGAGAGAAGCGGUACGAAGCCUUCCUGACCUCACCCGGCCGGCCCUGUGGGGCGCUGGCACCCCGGGUGGACUCCGCACCACGGGCCUCACCUCACAGGUCAAGCUGGACGUCAGACGUCGAGGCCCAGGCGGCCAGAGGGGACCCAGCAGGCGGAGGGUCUGUUUCAGCCUGUCUGACAGGCCGUCCUGGAGGCCGGGCCCAGGCUGGGGUCCGGGAGCAGCUCCGCCAGGACCGCCCUCGCCCCUACCCCCUUUUGUAAAUCUUGUUAAUUGUAAAUCAAAUAUAGCUGUGUUUUUCACUCUG
Messenger RNA from Canis lupus familiaris (dog), 6476 nucleotides. RefSeq names its product plexin B2 (gene PLXNB2). The record is from RefSeq and is a predicted model, not a curated record. Bases 170 to 5713 code for a protein of 1847 amino acids. Gene Ontology annotation, molecular function: semaphorin receptor activity; protein binding. The transcript has 37 exons. NCBI's taxonomy places the organism in Eukaryota, Metazoa, Chordata, Mammalia, Carnivora, Canidae. Gene Ontology annotation, cellular component: semaphorin receptor complex. Gene Ontology annotation, biological process: positive regulation of axonogenesis; regulation of cell migration; negative regulation of cell adhesion.